UUUUGAAUUACAAUGUCAAACUUAAAUAAGUGCAAUUUUUGUCAAAACUCAGCUCAACAAAAAUGCAGUGGGUGUCAACAAAUAUUCUAUUGUUCCAAGGAACAUCAAAAAUUGGACUGGAAAUGCCACAAAAAAAAUUGUCAAUGUUUUAAGAUCACAUCAAAUAAAGAAAUAGGAAGAUUUUUAUCAGCAACAAGAGAUAUAAAACCUAAUGAAAUAAUCCUGAAAGAAAAACCACUUAUUUACGGACCUGCCCAAGAAACAAUACCAGUUUGUUUAGGUUGCAAUCAAGAAAUUUCUACUAAUAAUUAUAGAUUGUGCUCUAAAUGCCAAUGGCCAAUGUGUAGUGAAAAAUGUGAAGCCAACCCGAGUCAUUUGCCAGAAUGUAACUUCAUUAGCAAAAGCAAAGCAAAAAUAUCUCCAAUUCCUAAACAUUUUUAUCAAUGCAUACUUGUUCUGAGAUGUCUUUAUCAAAAACAGCACAAUCCUAGUUUAUGGAAGAAAUUAAAUCUUCUAGAAUCUCAUUGUAAGGAGAGGCAAACAACUCCUGGAUAUUACAAUGAAAAGGUUAUGGCAACUGAAUUGAUACAAAAAUUGUUUAAAAUGGAAUUUAGUUUAGAUGAGAUUUUGAAAGUUUGCGGUAUAAUAAUGGUAAAUGCUCACGAAGUGCCUUUAUCAGAACCACCUUACGUUGCAAUCUAUGAAAAAACUUCAAUGUUUGAAAAUAAUUGCAGCUCGAACUGUUCCAAAACUUUUACAGAAGCUGGAGAAAUUUUGAUUACUUCUGGAGUUCAAAUCAAAAAAGAUGAUCAUUUAAGCAUAUGCUACGCUGAUCCUUUAUGGAAUACUACAAAUAGAAGAAUGUUUUUAAAUGAAACCAAAUUCUUUUGGUGCACCUGUAAACGUUGUACAGAUUUAACAGAGUUUGGAUCCUACUUCAGUGCUGUCAGCUGUCAAAAUAAAUUCGAUGGUGGUAUUCUUUUACCUACUAAUGACGACGAAAACUGGAUUUGCAAUAAAUGUAAUUCUACUGUGCCUAAUCUUUUGGUUAAUAGUUUAUUGGAUAAAAUUGGCAAAGAAAUAUCGGAUUUGGAUAAAAAUAAUGUUAGUAAAUGUAAAGCUUUUAUAAAUAAAUUAAAAGGAAUUUUGCCUUCAAACAAUUUCCAUUUGGUUGAUGUUAAACUGGCACUGUCUCAGCUUAUUGGGCAAACCAUGGGAGGAUUAGCACAAGUAUCUAAUGAAGAUUUGGAAUUAAAACGUUCCAUUUGUGAAGAGCUAAUUAAAUUAACUGAAACGAUAAUUCCCAGUGAAAAACGUGUAAGGGGUUUGCUCAAAUUUGAACAUCAUGCCUCUUUAGCUGAGUUAGCUAGAAGAUCAAAUAAAAAUAAUCAACAAAUAAAAUUAAUAUUAAAGGAAUCUGCUCUAAAUCUACAAGAUUGCAUUGAACUACUUAAAUAUGAACCAAAAAUACUACCAGAAGGCCAAAUAUGCGAACAAGCCCGUAAAAACAUGAACGAUUUAAGUAAAUUUAUUAUUGAAAAAUAAAGUUGUCAUUAAAUU
Molecule: messenger RNA, 1560 nt
Organism: Ceutorhynchus assimilis (cabbage seed weevil)
Lineage: Eukaryota; Metazoa; Arthropoda; Insecta; Coleoptera; Curculionidae
Source: the annotation of a GenBank genome assembly